Messenger RNA from Empidonax traillii (willow flycatcher), 863 nucleotides. RefSeq lists its product as uncharacterized. NCBI's taxonomy places the organism in Eukaryota, Metazoa, Chordata, Aves, Passeriformes, Tyrannidae. The record is from RefSeq and is a predicted model, not a curated record. The transcript is spliced from 5 exons. Bases 1 to 678 code for a protein of 225 amino acids.
AUGGGCCGGCAGCGCAGACCCCCGGGGCCGUGGUGGGAGCGGCUCCUGCGCGCUGGGUGCUGGUGGCUCCUGUGGCUCUGCGGGACGGUGCUGCGGGGGCUGUGGUGGCUCUGGAGGCUCAUGUGGGUGCUGCUGAUCUGCUACAAGAGCUGCUGGGACAGCGCCUUCCGGGCCACAGAGGAGCUCGGAACAUCUCUGCAGCUGAGACUGGAGGGGAGUGAGGAGGAGGAGGAGGGGGAGGAGGAGAACGGAGACUCCGAUUCUCUGCUGGAGCCUGGGCAGCCAGUGGUGCAGUGGCAGGAGCACAGUGAUGCCAGUGAGGCCAUGCUGGAGAGGCUGCAGGGGCUGGAGGCCGACGUCCGCUUCCUCUGCACGGAGCUGGGGGCAGAGAAGCUGCUGUGGAGCAGCCGCUUCCUGGAGGUGCUGCGGGAACAACAGAGCCUUCGCCAGCGGGUGAGUGCCCCACGGGGUCCCAGCCCCCCCAGUCCCCCCUGGUCCCCCAGACCGUCACACCCUGUCCCAGGUGCAGGAGGUGCCGUGGCAAUGGAACAGCAGCGACAGCCCCGAGCUGCUGGGGGAAGUGGAGGAUCCAACUGCCAGUGGGAGCGAGGGAGAGAGCCCAGAAGGACACCAGUGGGCAGAGCCCCUGUGGCCACCACGCGGCACCAUCCAGCCUGAUGGCAGAAAACGUAAGUGAAGGUGUGAGCAGGGCAGCAGCGAGGAAGGAGCCACAUGUCCCUCCCUGCCCAGGCCGCUCAGGACAGGCCAGAAUGGUGGAGUCCCAGCUGCGUCCCUGUAUGUGCCUCAUCUGUCGGUGCCAGCCACGCCUGGCCCCAUCCAGCAGAACUGCAGCCAUUCCUUGG